GUUAAUUUUGCCCGUAAACUUCGACAAGUCAGUGAAGUCAGCGAGUGUUGACGUUGUGUUGUGCUGCUGACGGGAAGUGGGGCGUCGGUCCUUGUGUUGCCUGUAACGCCGAGCACACUGAAGAAGAGCAGCAAUGGGGACUCAGGAGCAGCCUUGCUACACCCUCAUACAGGGCCCGACAGACACUGAGCAGCCCUCAGAAAUGCAGCUCAAACAAGAUUUAGAAAAUGGUGACAUUCCUGUCAAAACUGCUGCUCUGAAGAAAGUUAUACAACUGAUCCUGAAUGGGGAGCGCCUUCCAGCCAUACUCAUGACAGUGAUCCGCUUUGUGAUGCCCCUGGAGGACCACACAAUUAAAAAGCUUCUACUUGUGUUCUGGGAGAUUGUUCCCAAGACAACCUCGGAUGGCAAGCUCCUACAACAGAUGAUCCUUGUCUGCGAUGCUUAUAGGAAGGAUUUGUCUCACCCAAAUGAGUUCAUCCGAGGAUCCACUUUAAGAUUCCUCUGUAAGCUGAAGGAACCAGAGUUGCUAGAGCCUCUGAUGCCUACCAUCCGCACCUGCCUUGAACACAGGCACUCCUAUGUGCGCAGAAAUGCUGUGCUUGCAAUUUUCACCAUUUACAAGAACUUUGACUUCUUAAUUCCUGAUGCACCUGAACUUAUCUCAAACUUCUUGGAAGGAGAACAAGAUAUGUCUUGUAAGAGGAAUGCUUUCAUGAUGCUGAUACACGCUGACCAAGAGCGGGCAUUAAAUUAUCUUUCCACCUGUAUUGAUCAAGUGAACUCUUUUGGGGACAUCCUUCAGCUGGUCAUUGUAGAACUCAUUUAUAAGGUGUGUCAUGCUAACCCAGGGGAGAGGGCACGAUUCAUAAGAUGCAUCUACAACCUCCUCAACUCUAGCAGUCCUGCUGUCCGCUAUGAAGCUGCUGGCACCCUGGUUACACUCUCCUCUGCUCCAACAGCCAUCAAGGCCGCAGCAAACUGUUACAUUGAGCUGAUUGUGAAGGAGAGUGAUAACAAUGUCAAGCUGAUUGUCCUUGACCGUCUGGUAGCCCUGAAAGACACACCACAGAAAGAAAAAAUAUUGCAGGAGUUGGCUAUGGAUGUCUUGCGCAUCCUCUCCACUCCUGACCUUGAAGUCCGCAAAAAAACUCUAAACCUGGCCCUGGAGCUUGUGACCAUGCGCUCUGUGAAUGAAAUGGUAGAGGUGCUGAAGAAGGAGGUGGGCAAGACACACAACACAGUUGAGCACGAGGACACAGGGAAGUAUCGGCAGCUGCUUGUUCGUACGUUGCACACGAUUAGCAUGAAGUUCCCAGAAGUUGCAGCAAAUGUCAUCCCAAUCCUGAUGGAUUUCCUUUCGGACAACAAUGAACUUGCUGCCACUGAUGUGUUGGUAUUUGUGAGGGAAGCCAUUCAGAGGUUUGAGGGACUACGUGCUCAGAUCAUUGAGCGCCUCCUGUCUGCCUUGCCAACCAUCUGUUCUGUCACUGUCCAUUGUCACACCCUGUGGAUCCUGGGAGAGUAUGCCUCAACAGCUGGAGAGAUCUUGGGGGUUGUAUCAUCUGUUCGUGGAAGCCUUGGAGAUCUGCCUAUUGUAGAGGAUGAGAUGCGAAAGGCCGCAGGUGAGGCAGGAGAAGAGGAAGGAGCUGGAGAAAAGGCCGUGCAUCAUCAGCAGCAACAACAGCGGGUUACAGCUGAUGGAACUUAUGCUACUCAGUCUGCCUUCUCAUCAACUACAUCAAAGAGCAAGGCUGAUGACCGACCUCCUCUGAGGAAGUACCUCCUGGAGGGAAACUUUUAUCUGGGAGCUGUCAUUGGCAACACACUCGUCAAGCUGGCAUUCAGGUACAUUUCAAUGGAAGCACAUCCAAGCAAGCAGAAUUCUUUUUGUGCUGAGGUGAUGCUGGUGAUUUCAUCCAUUGUUCAUCUAGGCAAGUCUGGCCUGCCUCAAAAAUCCAUGACUGAAGACGAUUACGACCGCAUGAUGCUGUGCUUGCAGGUUGUCUCAGAGCGCACACCCAGCCUGGCCUCGGUGUUCACAGAGCAGUGUCGCACGGCUUUGUCGCACAUGCUUCUGGCAAAGACCGAGGAAGAAGAGGCUCAGCGUCGUGACCGCAAAUCCACAAAAGUCAUUGAACAUGUCGAUGACCACAUCGCAUUUUCACACUUGACUAAAGGCAGUGACAUAUCUUCAGCUGAUGACAUAUUUGAUCUCUCCAUGUCCAUGGCUGUUAGUGGAGGGAAGAAGGAAGGUGUGGAUCUGAGCACAAGCAAAUUAAGCAAGGUGACACAACUCACUGGAUUCAGCGAUCCUGUGUAUGCCGAGGCAUAUGUGCACAUCAACCAGUAUGACAUUGUUUUGGAUGUUCUCAUUGUGAAUCAAACUUCAGACACACUACAAAACUGUACCCUUGAGCUGGCCACUCUUGGAGACCUGAAGCUGGUUGAAAAACCCCAGCCAGUUGUUCUUGCACCUCAUGAUUUCUGCAAUAUUAAAGCUAAUGUCAAGGUUGCCUCAACAGAAAAUGGAUUUAUCUUCGGCAACAUAGUGUAUGAUGUGAAAGGCUCAACUAGUGACCGCAAUGUUGUCAUCCUCAACGAUAUCCAUGUGGAUAUAAUGGACUACAUCGUGCCAGCCACAUGCACUGACCUUGAAUUCCGCCAGAUGUGGACAGAAUUUGAGUGGGAAAACAAAGUGACAGUCAACACCCAGAUGACUGAGCUAAAGGCCUACCUUGACUACCUUUGCAAGUCUACCAACAUGAAGUGCCUCACCCCUGAAAAGGCGCUCAGUGGCACUGGAGACUACAUGGCUGCCAACCUUUAUGCUCAUUCUAUCUUUGGGGAGGAUGCAUUGGCCAACUUGUCCAUUGAAAAGCCUCUAGACAACCCUGAAUCCCCAGUGACUGGCCACAUAAGGAUUCGUGCCAAGAGUCAGGGAAUGGCUAUCAGCCUGGGAGACAGAGUCAACAAGGUGCAAAAGGCAACUAUAAAAUCAGUUGGUGCCUGAGCAGAAGAAAGUCUCAUUGCACAAUGGAUGGUAGUGUUAAGAGUUAUGUCACUGUUGCUCCCAAUGCAUCAUUUUAGGAUUGCAAAAACCUGACAUUAAGCUAUGUAUGGCAUUCCUACAUCUUUAUUGUUAUAAAAAAAGGUAAUUUUUAUGUUGGUGCUUAGGGUUUCUAGAGAUUUAUUUCCUUAUAAGUAUUGUAUUAUUUAAUUCAGCUGUUAACAUAAUUGUAAAACUUGUUUUUUAGAUUGAAAGAGAAACCUAGUGUAAUAAAUAUGAAAUAUAUCAGCCAUUACAUGGGUAAUAUUUAUCACUGGUUUAGUUUUUCAUUAAAAUGUGUAAAUCUC
Molecule: messenger RNA, 3357 nt
Organism: Eriocheir sinensis (Chinese mitten crab)
Lineage: Eukaryota; Metazoa; Arthropoda; Malacostraca; Decapoda; Varunidae
Gene: betaCOP
Product: coatomer subunit beta-like
Exons: 18
Coding region: 134-3013 (959 amino acids)
Biological process (GO): endoplasmic reticulum to Golgi vesicle-mediated transport; intra-Golgi vesicle-mediated transport; intracellular protein transport
Cellular component (GO): COPI vesicle coat; cytoplasm
Molecular function (GO): structural molecule activity
Source: RefSeq, a predicted model, not a curated record